UGUGGGCGGGAUCAAAUGUUUAUAGGUGGGCGGAGACAACUAUUUGACUCCUGCUCCUCUUCAAUGGAAACGGGAAACCACGAGUAGCCCCUGAGUUAAGGAUUAAAAAGCCCUAAAAACCCACAAAACCCAUGUAAAGCAUAACAUUGGUAAUCAAAUUACUUGUUUGCUGGAUGUCAUGAUAAUUUUAAAGAAAGGGCAAAUAAUUAAGUUAAAUGAAACAGGCGCCAUUUUUGAUCCAAUCUGUUCUGAUAUUUCUAUUCUUUUUCCUACUUUUGUGUAUGGUAUGUGUAUUUAUAGCACAUAGGUAUUUGUGUCGUUUAGCUAUGCUUUUGGUACCUAUAUAAAAGGUUCAGGCAUUUGAUAGACUAUUCUUUGAACCUGUCAAAACCAUUUUAAUAGUUUAUUUUAUCAAUGCUGCCUUUAUUUUAAUAGUCAUUUCCCAAGUGAGUGUAAAACAGUAUAGACAGACACGGGUAAAUUUGUUGUACACUCAGUUAUAUCAGCUACAUUAAGAGGGCCAGAGACUUAAAUUGUGCUGAUACUUCUUAAAACAUGCCAGGGUUUGAGGCGGGGUGGUGAGACACCCAAGAAUGCAGACUAAGUUCUUCAAAAAGGUAAAUUUAAUAGAGCAAACAACAGCCAACACAGGAAUUUAAAAGAAGUACAAACAAAUAAACCAAAAAGCACACAAAAAACAAGAGAACCUCCAAAAAAACAAUGUAAGGAGGAAACAGAAUGCAAAAACUGAGUUUGACACCGCUGUACUAUGGCAUUUCAAAGCCAGAAAACACCUUCCUUUUGUCCACAAUUUCUUUGCAGAACUCCUCAGUCUGAUUGAAAACUAAACAUGAACAGGAACGGUUCCCUGCAAUCAUUCAUCUCCUCUUCAUCCAGGCCAUCACAGAAGCAUUCAAUUCAAUUCAAUUCAAAAAUACUUUAUUAAUCCCAGAGGGAAAUUGAUUGCUGUAGUAGCUCAGAAUAAUAAUAAUAAUAAUCAAGUCAUCAAAGAGUUAUUGUAUAUUACAAUGGCUGCUGGCAGGAAGGAUCUACAGUGGUGGUCAGUGUUGAAGCGCAACACAUGUGGCGGUCAGCUUGAACAGAGGGGCAGACCUUCUGUCCAGAGGAAAUCCUCUGUACGGAGAAUGGAAACUCCACCCCCAGGUGGUGCACCAAAUAUGGCAGAGAUUCGGUCAGGCUACCAUAGAUCUCUUCGCUUCAUGGGAAAGCGCCCACUGUCCACUCUUCUUCUCCCUGACAGAUGCGGACACGCCUCUGGGAGUCGACGCAUUGGCUCACCAGUGGCCGAGAGUGCUGCUGUACGUGUUUCCUCCUCUCAGUCUGAUUUCCUCCAUUCUAAUAAGAGUAAGAGAACAGGGCCUGUCUUUGAUCUUGGUGGCUCCAUUGUGGCCAUCCAAGCCGUGGGUGACAGAAAUAAUCCAGAUGCUUUGGGAAGAACCGUGGCCCCUGCCUGUCCGCAGGGAUCUCCUGUCCCAAGCCAGGGGAGAGAUCUAUCACCCUCACCCAGACCGCUUGUCUCUGUGGGUCUGGCCCGUGAGAGGUGGAAUCUGAGCGUGGCAGGCCUGCCCCCAAGUGUCAUUGACACCAUUCAAAACGCUCCCUCAAUUCGCUCUCUUUACAGCUGUAAAUGGAGGGUUUUUGAGGGGUGGUGUGAAGAAAAACUUGUUAUCCCAUUUCAGUGUUCGGUGGGGGACGUACUCUGUUUUUUGCAGAGUCUGAUGGACAAGGGUAAAGCUUUCUCCACUAUUAAGGUGUAUCUGGCUGCAAUUUCUGCAUGCCAUGUGGGGUUUGGUGACAAGCCAGUGGGGCAACACCCAUUAGUGAGUCGCUUCAUGAAGGGUGCUCGCCGUAAGCUACCAGUCUUUAGGCCACUGGUACCACUGUGGGACCUCUCUCUUGUUCUGGAGGCCCUCUGUCAUCAUCCUUUUGAACCGGUAGAUGGGGCUGGAUUGAAAUUUCUCUCUUUAAAGACUGCACUGCUCUUAGCUUUAACUACUGCAAAGAGAGUGAGUGACCUUCAGGCAUGGUCAGUCAGUCCCUCUUGUUUACGGUGGGCCCCUGGCUACACUAAGGUGUGUCUGCGGCCCAAUCCAGCUUUUGUGCCUAAAGUAAUGGAGUCGUCUUAUAGCUGCUCCCCUGUGGAGCUGCUGGCUUUUCACCCACCUCCUUUUUCCUCAGCAGAAGAGCAGAAGCUUAAUUGUCUCUGCCCUGUUCGAGCUUUAAUGGCUUAUAUGGACAGGACUCCUGGUCUCAGAAAAUCAGACCAGUUGUUUGUUUCUUGGGCCACGGCCCAUAAAGGCAAACCUGUGUCUCGCCAGAGACUGGCACACUGGAUUGUAGAAGCGAUCAGCCUUUCAUAUAAGUGCAAGGGUGCUGAACCCCCUCUGGGGGUGAGGGCUCAUUCUACAAGGAGCAUGGCCACAUCUUGGGCCCUGUUUCGUGGGGAGUCAGUCCAGGAUAUCUGUGCAGCAGCUAGCUGGACCACGCCGCUAACGUUUGUGCGGUUUUACAGGCUGGAUGUGUCUCAACCUUUGCUGGCGCAUUCAGUGCUGGAAGCAGGAUGCACAGCAUCUGCUUAG
This is a messenger RNA of Nothobranchius furzeri (turquoise killifish), 2600 nucleotides long. The record is from RefSeq and is a predicted model, not a curated record. Lineage: Eukaryota; Metazoa; Chordata; Actinopteri; Cyprinodontiformes; Nothobranchiidae.